AUGGACUUAAAAUGUAUGUAAUUUUAUUUAUAAUAUAAAAGAAAGGAAAAACCUUUGUAAUUUAACAAUUUAAAAAUCUAUUAUUAAAAAGUAAAUUGAUUCAAGCAAUUUGAGUGAUUAAAGAUAAGAUUAAACAUAAUACACAUAGAGAGUAUAAUAAAUUGAUGUUUUUGAAUAAUAGAAGUAUUUAGAGGAACAAUAAUUAUCAUAAAAAUCUAAUAUUUUAGAAUCUGAUAAAAAUAUUCUAUAUUAAAUAAUGCUUUUAAUAUUUUUAGGAAUUACAUAUGAGAUUAUUUUUGAAUUAUGUGUAUAAUUGCUUUAGUUAAUGAAGCCAUUUAUUCAACAUAUAUCUAGCACACUUUAGUUCUUAUCAUUAUUUAAUAUAUUCAUAUUAUUUAAGUGCUUUCGUUCAUAAAAAAUAAAGAGUUUUAAAUAAAAAGAACGAUUUGUAUUUAAACUAUUCAUUUAUUAUACCAAAAGAAUACAAACAAGAUGA
Messenger RNA from Paramecium primaurelia, 496 nucleotides. The record is from the annotation of a GenBank genome assembly. NCBI's taxonomy places the organism in Eukaryota, Ciliophora, Oligohymenophorea, Peniculida, Parameciidae.